AUCAUGCAAGUGUCUGCUUCGAGCUGGAUAGUUUUUACAGACACCACCUGAAUCUUUAUUUGAGACGAGUUAAAUAAUGGACGCAAAUGAGAAGCACGAAUCCAGCAGAAAUGAGAAAACGGUGGAUAUUCAUAAACCGCCUUCAAUCGAUGAUUUCGUCGUUUUGAAGCCCAUCAGCCGCGGUGCCUUUGGCAAAGUCUACCUUGCACGGAAGAAGUGCAAUGCGCGACUAUACGCCAUCAAGGUGAUGAAGAAAGCAGACAUGGUUGAUAAAAAUAUGACGGGGCAAAUGAAGGCAGAGAGAGACGCACUCGCUCUGAGCAAGAGUCCCUUCGUGGUUCACCUGUUUUACUCCCUACAGACUUCCACCAAGAUCUAUCUGGUAAUGGAAUACCUCAUUGGUGGAGAUGUCAAAUCUCUGCUUCACAUAUAUGGAUAUUUCGACCAGGAAAUGGCUGUUAAAUACAUUUCAGAGGUUGCUCUGGCUUUAGACUACCUUCACCGCCAUGGUAUAAUCCACAGGGACUUAAAGCCAGACAACAUGCUUAUAUCCAAUGAAGGUCACAUCAAACUAACAGACUUUGGCCUUUCUAAAGUCAAGCUCGACAGAGAGCUGAGUCUUAUGGACAUUCUAAAUACCCCGUCCUUGGCAAAACCAAAAAAAGAUUAUUUCCGCACUCCGGGUCAAGUGCUCUCCUUAAUCAGCUCCCUUGGAUUUAACACUCCUGCAGGAGAAGGAAAGCGUCACUGCAGCGCAUCUGCUGUGUCCAGUCCCAUGUCCUGUGGCAAAAUAAAACAGAAGAAUAGUUCUCUUGGUUCUCCCUUGAUGAAGAAAAGGGAUCAGCUGAACUCUCCAGCUUGCUACCCUUGGAAACUGGGACCUAACAACAGUGUGUUUAGUCCUCACAACCUGGCUAAAAAUCUCACUCCCACACUGCUGAAGACCAGCAAGAGGUUAGAGACAAUGAGUGCAGGCAGCACCACUGACACUGAAGGUGGCAUCAGUCCACUGUGGGAGUGUGAGGAGAAGGAAAAUGAACAUACUAAUGAACAGAAGGGGAGAGGGCAUUCUGAAUCCAAAGGGCCUAGAGAGGACUUUGCCACCAGAAAACUGGGCACCUUCGGGUACUCUGAUAAGGCCGGCAGCAAUCAACAACUUGUAGAAAAAAGACCCCAUAACAACAAACUGGAGUGUGGUUCCACAGCUCAGGAGGAUGUUUGUCUAUCAGUGACAGAUGACAGUCAACGUGCCCCUCCUUCAUCUUUAAAGAGAACAUUUUCAGAUGUAGAGAGAAGUCCAGAGCCUUUAGAAAUCCAAGCCAAGAAGAGUAAUGCAGACUAUCGAAGAUGCUAUGAGAUUCCAGAAGAGACUGCAAGGUUUCACACUGGCCUAACAGGAAUGUUUUCCACCAUCCAAAUAGGCAACUUCAUGGCCUCCACUGAGGGGAUUGGUUUGGAUGAAGACCGCAUCCCAAAGCGCUCCAGUCCCAUUGCUGUGGCCAAAACCCUGUUCUGUGACCUGGAAGAGCCAACAGAGGAUGUGUUUGAAGAUGGAGCCAAAGACCUGUCGCAUUCAAGUUUCACAUCUCCACUUGCUGGAAACAGUGACAUCUGCAGGAGCCUUAGCCUGGACUCUGACGGAUCUAUGCAUGAAACGUCUCUCACGAUGGAGAGUCACUCAUCUGUCAAACUGAGCAAGUGUUCCAAAAACAGAAACUCCGCCUCACCUAAGGAGCAAGAGGAAAAUAAAGACUCAUCCAUCAUUGAAUCACUGCCACAAACUCCUUCUGCUGUUACUACUGCGACACCCAAGCUUAGGGAUUUCAGUCUGAGAGGUGAAUCUCGGUGUUCCUUUCUCAACCGGCUCCCUGAUCUGGCCUGUGGUGUGGCCCAGUCCCCCUCAUUCCUUAAGCCUAGAAAUGUUGUAGCUUUCCGUAGCUACUGUAGCUCCAUUAACCGCUCCAACAUGUCAGGAGUUUCCCGCCUCAGCAUUGGGUCUGUGGAGGCUAUGGACAUGUCCACAACACCCUCUUAUCACUCUGCGUCUGGCACUGCAACACCAGUGCACAAGAGACCCAACUCCAGCAGCUCUCUGUACCAGACUCCUCAGCCCAUGCCGACCUCCCACACCCCUUUCAGGACUCCUAAGAGUGUCCGGAGGGGUGCGCUGCCUGUUGAGGGUGCACCCAUUUUAGGAACCCCUGACUAUUUGGCUCCAGAGCUCCUUUUGGGAAAACCACAUGUUUCAGGAAGUGGUCAGCGUGACUGCAUGGUGGAUUGGUGGGCACUGGGUGUGUGUCUUUUUGAGUUCCUCACAGGUGUACCACCUUUUAAUGACGAGACGCCUCAGCUGGUCUUCCAGAAUAUUCUCAACAGAGAUAUCCCGUGGCCAGAGGGAGAGGAGGAACUGUCUGAAAAUGCAAGAAAUGCCAUUGAAAUACUCCUGACAAUGGACAUGAUGAGACGGGCUGGUCUCAAGGAGCUCAAGUGCCAUCCCCUGUUUGACGGCUUGGACUGGGACAACCUGCAGAACCAGUCGAUGCCUUUCGUACCCCAGCCAGAGGACGAAACAGACACCUCAUACUUUGAGGCAAGAAACAAUGCUCAGCACAUUGCUGUGUCUGGCUUCAGUUUAUAGAGUUAAGAACAUUGUGCGAGUUUUAUAGAAGCAGCAGUCUGCUGAUGAAGGGAGUUUAUGUGUGUGUGUGUCACUGCAAAAAACCCCAAAAAUCAGACCCAUUAUACAAAUAAAUACACAAUAAUGACGUGGAUUCUGAUUGUUUGUUGAAGGCUGUAAUAUUUAAAAAAACAUUUUAUGUCUAUGUGCAAUCACCGGUCAUAAGAGUCCGAUAAAAUCUGUGCUGCCAUGUUAUAUACAGUAGUUAUAGUUUUUAAAUGAGAUUCUUUGGUUAGCAAAAUAUUAUUUGCUACUGCUUUAGAUUACAAUAGGCUUUGAUUUCCGUUCUGUUAUAGUGUUAUAUUGAUUAAACACAAAAUAACUAAGUUCAUGGCACUUCCUGCCUGAUGAUAACAUUCCAUGGCGCUACACUUCAUUUUUUGCUCUUGUUUUCUUUCUUUGAGGGGUACAACACUGCUAAAGAAAAACAUCCUAAUAUAUUCAUGAAUAGUGUAUUUUAUUUGUAAAUCUUGUUAGUAAUGUCGUUUUAAGACAGGAGUGUGUAACAGUUUUGCUGCUUUUAUGUUCCUAGUAAUUUUGAUGUGUAUCAUUGAACACUGUCCAUUUUCCACACUACUAGAUUUUUAAGAAGUUCAUUCGGUUCCUCACUACUUGUGAAAUUUUAUGUUGUUCACUCAAAGAAAAAAGGAAAAUACAAAUAAAAUCUGUUUGUAACAUGA
Toxotes jaculatrix (banded archerfish) is the source of this 3357-nucleotide messenger RNA. It is a transcript of the gene mastl, whose product is annotated as microtubule associated serine/threonine kinase-like. Gene Ontology annotation, biological process: peptidyl-serine phosphorylation; intracellular signal transduction. Gene Ontology annotation, cellular component: nucleus. The record is from RefSeq and is a predicted model, not a curated record. The transcript has 13 exons. The coding region runs from base 77 to 2638 and encodes 853 amino acids. Lineage: Eukaryota; Metazoa; Chordata; Actinopteri; Toxotidae. Gene Ontology annotation, molecular function: ATP binding; protein serine/threonine kinase activity.